This is a messenger RNA of Neurospora tetrasperma FGSC 2508, 2130 nucleotides long. RefSeq lists its product as uncharacterized. Gene Ontology annotation, biological process: fungal-type cell wall polysaccharide metabolic process. Bases 325 to 1449 code for a protein of 374 amino acids. The record is from RefSeq and is a predicted model, not a curated record. Gene Ontology annotation, cellular component: fungal-type cell wall. Lineage: Eukaryota; Fungi; Ascomycota; Sordariomycetes; Sordariales; Sordariaceae. The transcript has a single exon.
CUUUUGGGCAUUUUCAUUCUCUCGUGUCCCUUGACUGCUUCAUCACCAGUCCCACGCUCCCUCAGCACCACCUCGUUAUCCACAUCCGUCCGGUCGCUAGCUUCGAUCGACGUUCCAGCCAACCCAUCCAGAUCGGCAGCAUUCCUUGUGCCCCCGCCUUGGAUCCGCGACUGUUAACUCAUACAUUCCUUUCCAGCCCCAUCCGCCAACCGCCUUCGUAUCUGGUUAUACGCCGUCUCAGCAUCAUUCCCUCAUUAAGCGCUGCUGGACAAGUUGCGACACUCCGCAUUAUCCUUCCUCUCGACACUGAACAUAUCCAUCAAAAUGGUUUCAAAGUCCCUUAUCGCCCUGGCGGCUGCCACCUUCGCUGGCGAAACUCUUGCUGCUAGCAUCCAUCGCGGUCAUGAACACCAUCACCUUGGCAAGAGGGACAUGGUUACCCAAAUGGUGACCCGUACUGCCUGGACUACCGUCACCGUCACUCUUGGCCAGAGCGUCAACGCUGCUCCGACCGCCGUCGACAACAACACCAAGCUUACCAAGUCCCGUUCGCCCAGCUCUAGCACCGCCGUCGCUGCGCCGGCCGAGGCUAGUUCUGCUGCGCCCUCGAGCAACACCAUUGCUCACAACGUCAACGUUGUCGAUGCUGCUGCCAGCCCGUCUGCCACACAGAACAGCGCCCCUGCUGCGACCCCCUCCACCACCACCACCACUGUAGAGUCGACUGAGGACCAGUCGAGUGGUCACCGCCUCCAGCGCGGUCUUGCCUACAACGACGGCAAGCUCCUCCAGGGCUUCCUUGGAAGUGGCUCCAAGGCCACGUGGGUUUACAACUGGGGUCAGGUGGACGAUUCUGGCACUGGUCUUGAGUUUGUCCCCAUGCUUUGGGGCGUUGACAAGGGUUUUCCCCAGUCCUGGGACGCCAAUGCCCAAAAGGCUAUUGACGCCGGCUCCAAGGCGUUUCUCAGCUUUAAUGAGCCUGACCUCAGCUCUCAGUCAAACAUGUCUCCGCAGGAUGCUGCUGCUAAUCACAUCAAGUAUAUGAACCCCUGGGCCGAAAAGGUUCGCAUCAGUUCUCCGUCCAUCACCAACUCUGAUGAUCCGAACAUGGGUCUCAACUGGAUGCAGAAGUUCUUCGAUGCCUGCAACGGACAGUGCAAGGUGGAUUUCUUGGCCCUUCACAGCUAUGGAACUGACGGACCCACCGUCCUCAACCACCUUCUCGAUGCCUACAGCCGCUUCGAGAAGCCCGUCUGGGUCACCGAGCUUGGCUUUGACGGCGAUGACGACAAGAAGAACCAGGCUAUGGAAUACGUUCUUGAUCACUUGGAGAACAACUCUACCUUCUCGUUCGUGGAGAGGUUCACCUACUUCAUGGUUGCGGAGGGUGAGAUGUUGCGCAACUCGCAACUGACCACCUUCGCCAAGACUUUUGCCUAUGGUGCUUAAGCAGUUAUACCAUCUGUCACUUUGAGAAGAUUUAACUAUGGACUUGGUUCUGCAUGUUAAAAGAUCUUGCCAGUUUUGGUUCAAGCUAUCACCAUCUCCGCAAUCUUGGUCUUAACCAUAGGCUUUGUUUUCUUGUUCUCACCCUUUCGCUUAGCUGUCUUUGAAAUAUCCUGGGAACAAAGGAGUGGCGCAUUAGGAUGGAUGGAGAAUAAGAAGGAGCAGUAUGGAUUGACGGGUGGACAAAAACUGGCUUUGCCUUAUUUUUAUUUUUUUGAGGAACGUUUCUUACAUCUUACACUCCAUUUCUUUGUGCAUAAAUUGCAUCGCAAACUUUUUUUUUCUUCCUUCUUCAUACCCGUACGACUUGCAAUCACGUCUACACAUCGCAAUCCUUCUUUUGACGAUGUUGCCGUUUUGCAUGGACGUCUUUUUACAAUCACACAUGUUGAAUCACCCACAUGUGUUUUUUUUUUCUCAACUAUUUUCAAGCUUUGUAUGUAUGGAAAACAAGGAUCAAGGCAAAAGGCUAUGAUGAUAUCAAUGAACGACGUUUCACGAUGGCAUAGAAGAGGACGGCGAAUACCUGCUGGAUGGGGAGUCCUCGUGUGCAUAAAAUGAAGAUCAUUCCACAGAGAAGAGGAAUCCGAGUAUCUGCCAAAUGACGGUGUAAACGUCACCACU